AUGGGCUCGGAUAAUCUUCGACCCGGCCUCUUUCGUGAGACGACGGCUGACGGCCGAUCCAGCGAGCCCCUGCUGUCGAAGCCCGACUCGGAAGGGCGAGACUUGGACGACAAGGACGUCGAGAGAGGCCGAUCCUCGCGAUCCUCGGGCGACGGACUCUCUGGCGCGUCCAACUCUGCCUCUGCCUCUGCCUCUGCCUCUGCCUCUGGGCCUCUGUACUCGUACUCGUACGACUCCCCCGCGCCCCGACCGGCCAUGACACGACGCUCGACGAUGCGCAGCCGCAGCCCCGGCCAAUUGGCCGCCUCGUCGGCUCGCAAGAAGUACACGUACGCCGCCUUCUUCCUGGUGCUGAGCCUGGUUGCCUUUUGCGUGCAGACGGAGCUGAGCGCCUACAUCCAGGGCGACCUGGGCUGGGACAAGGCCUACUGCAUGAUGUUCUUCACGCACAGCUCGUGGGUGCUGAUGUGGCCGGCCCAGCUGCUCAUCCUGCGGCUGCAGAAGCGGGAUAUGCCGUGGCCGGCCUUUUGGAGGCGCCACCUGCAGCUGGUCAGGUCGACGGCGCUCAUGGUCGAGCUGCAGACGCUCGACGUCUUUGGCCUGCAGCGGCCCGCGUCCAAGUCUGUCCGCUACCUGGCCCGCACCACGGCCUUUAUCACGACGGCUCUGACCGUGGCCGGCUUGAGCUGGUAUGUCGCCGUCAGCCUCACCACGCCAUCCGACCUCACCGCCAUUUACAACUGCUCUGCCUUCUUUGCCUACGCCUUCUCCGUGCCUCUGCUCAAGGAGCCGCUGCGCAUGGACAAGUCGGUUGCCGUCAUCAUCGCCAUCGUUGGCGUCCUAGUGGUGGCCUAUGGCGAUACCGGCUCUGGCCCCUCGUCUGCCGACGGCCAGAGCCAGAGCCAGGGCGAGGGCGAGGGCGACGUGGAUGCCGGCAGCCGCUUCCUGGGCAACAUUGUCAUUGGCAUUGGCUCCGUGCUCUACGGCCUGUACGAAGUCUUGUACAAGCGGUUUGCCUGCCCUCCCGACGGCUGCUCCCCUGGCCGGGGCAUGAUUUUCGCAAACACGUUUGGCUCUUGCAUUGGCCUCUUCACCAUCUCCGUGCUUUGGAUCCCCCUCCCCAUCCUGCACUGGCUCCGGUGGGAGAUUUUCGAGAUUCCCAACGCCUCGACGUGCUGGCUCAUCCUGUUUGCUGUCCUUUCCAACGCCACCUUUAGCGCGUCGUUCCUCAUCCUCAUCUCGCUGACGUCGCCCGUGCUCUCCUCCGUCGCUGCCCUUCUGACCAUCUUCAUCGUUGCCAUUGCGGACUGGUUCAUCACGGGCCAACCGUUGAGCCCGGCGGCCGUGAUUGGCGGCUCCAUGAUCAUCGUCGCUUUCGGGGCGCUCAGCUGGAGCACGUACCGCGAGAUGAUGGAGCUUGAGAUGGAGAAGCGGAGGGUGGAUCUGGCUGACAGCGAUGAGGACGGCGACUUGAGCAGCCAUGAAGACUGA
Trichoderma aggressivum f. europaeum is the source of this 1491-nucleotide messenger RNA. RefSeq lists its product as uncharacterized. Gene Ontology annotation, biological process: intracellular calcium ion homeostasis. Lineage: Eukaryota; Fungi; Ascomycota; Sordariomycetes; Hypocreales; Hypocreaceae. Gene Ontology annotation, cellular component: endoplasmic reticulum membrane. The coding region runs from base 1 to 1491 and encodes 496 amino acids. The transcript has a single exon. Gene Ontology annotation, molecular function: enzyme regulator activity. The record is from RefSeq and is a predicted model, not a curated record.